Molecule: messenger RNA, 1110 nt
Organism: Kazachstania africana CBS 2517
Lineage: Eukaryota; Fungi; Ascomycota; Saccharomycetes; Saccharomycetales; Saccharomycetaceae
Gene: RAD28
Product: Rad28p
Exons: 1
Coding region: 1-1110 (369 amino acids)
Biological process (GO): transcription-coupled nucleotide-excision repair; proteasome-mediated ubiquitin-dependent protein catabolic process; protein polyubiquitination
Cellular component (GO): Cul4A-RING E3 ubiquitin ligase complex; nucleotide-excision repair complex
Molecular function (GO): protein binding
Source: RefSeq, a predicted model, not a curated record
AUGAAUAAGCAAAGGUUGAAGAGACAGAUAGGGUUGUUACAACCUACAGACUUACAGGGUCAAGUUAAGAUUUCUCAAUUUGAAAAACUCAUUGAGAAUUUAACCCUGUAUCAUUCGACUAAGUACAUAAAAUAUUACAAUCAUCCGUACAAGAUCAAUUGUCUGGCACUCAAUAACGACAAGACUUCUUUUCUAGCUGGGAAUAAUAACGGUACUGUUUCACUAUGGAACCUGGAUAACACACUUUCAACUUCACAUAUUUUAAAUAACAAACUAGCGAGGACAUCGACAAAACCACAUUCUCAUCUCUUCGGGAUAAACGACAUGAAAUGGUACUCCAUAGAUGAUGGGAUGUUCUUCACCUGUGGUAACGAUAAGUUUGUAAAGCUCUGGGAUACGAACAAGUUCAUCAAUGUGCAAGAUUUAGAAUUCAAUUCCAAUUUGUUUCAAAUGGAUACGGCAAAUCAAUUCAUUCUCGUUACACUGGAUGAUUACUACCCGCGGUUGAUAGAUUUGAGGAAUAUGAAUCUGGGUAUAACUAUUUUUGGCAAACAUUUAAAUUCCAAGACUCUAUGUUGUAAGAUUAAUCCCGUGAGAGAUAAUCUGAUUGCCAGUUCUGAUAACGAUGGAAUGAUCAGAAUCUGGGACGUAAGAAUGAACUAUAGAUCUAUCGAAGAGUGGAAGGCACACUCCAGAUCUAUCAACGAUAUGGUUUGGAAUGAUAACGGUACAAAAUUGAUCUCGACAGGUGUAGAUGGUAAGAUACAAAUUUGGAGAGAGCCGUUCAAUGAAACUCAGGGACAGCUUAUAGGGGAUAUCAAUAUUACGAGGAACAGAUUUCUCAAGAGGACCUCCCAGAGAAUGAUCUGGCUUAAUGACAAAUAUUUGAUUUACAACACCGAUUUAAACGAAAUACAUAUCUACGACACAGUCGAAAACAAGUUCUACAACAGAAUUGAGUUCCCCCGAGACAUUAACACCAAUGGCCAAUUCAUGGGCAUGUGCCUCCAAGAUGACCUCACCAACGGAAUGGGCAUCAGGCUCAUCACCGGAGCCAACGUCAGCUCCAUUAAUAACGACAGCUUUAUUCUCGAAUACAAGCUACCUUGA